AUGUCGACCACCACCACCUCUACCUACGCCUCAACCACCCUGGUCGGCAUGCUUCCCACCAUCACCAAUGCCACCGCCCUGGUGGCCGGGAAGAGCUGCCCGACUUGCGGUCAAGAUGGCCUCCUGUCGCAACAUCACUCCGAGGAAGCCCAACGCCGCAUCCACGAGUUAGAAGGACAGCUGCAACAUCUCAACCUCCAGACGGCACACAUGACCGAAAAACUCGCCCUCUACGAAGAAGAGAUCCACCGACUCCGCGUUCAGGCCCGAUCCUCUGCAGCCUCCUCGUCCUCCUCCGCCGCCGCCGACGCUGACCGCUCCCUCUCACCAACACAACUCCCGCCCCCGUCCUCGUCCCAUUCGCAGUCGCACUCUCAGGGCCAGGGCCGUCUGUCCACCCUCACCUCCUUGCUUCCCUCCCGGCGUCCCAGCACCGCCACUGCCACCACCUCUUCCCCGCCGCAAUCCAGCGCCCACCCCGUCGCUCGGCCCUCCCCACCGCCACAGCCCGCCCACGAAGACACGGUCGAGCUGCAAAACGCCCUCAGUCGCGAACAGAACCUGCGCCGCGCCGCCGAAUCGCAGCUCUCCCAGACCACCACCGAGCUGGAGGAGCUGACGGCCCAGCUGUUCAGCCAGGCCAACGAGAUGGUGGCCCAGGAGCGCAAGGCGCGCGCCCGCCUGGAGGAACGGGUCGCCCUGUUGGAGCGUUGCGAUGUCGAGAAAGUGGAACAGACUCGAGUGGAUGGAAAUUGUUAUGUUUUUGUGUUGAGCGUGUGCCGGAACUCCCCCAAUGGUGGCAUCUCGGGAAUAUAA
Messenger RNA from Aspergillus terreus NIH2624, 816 nucleotides. RefSeq lists its product as uncharacterized. The coding region runs from base 1 to 816 and encodes 271 amino acids. Gene Ontology annotation, molecular function: guanyl-nucleotide exchange factor activity. The transcript is spliced from 2 exons. Gene Ontology annotation, cellular component: Golgi to plasma membrane transport vesicle; cell tip. The record is from RefSeq and is a predicted model, not a curated record. Gene Ontology annotation, biological process: exocytosis. NCBI's taxonomy places the organism in Eukaryota, Fungi, Ascomycota, Eurotiomycetes, Eurotiales, Aspergillaceae.